Molecule: messenger RNA, 2872 nt
Organism: Periophthalmus magnuspinnatus
Lineage: Eukaryota; Metazoa; Chordata; Actinopteri; Gobiiformes; Gobiidae
Gene: acat2
Product: acetyl-CoA acetyltransferase 2
Exons: 9
Coding region: 122-1309 (395 amino acids)
Biological process (GO): fatty acid beta-oxidation
Molecular function (GO): acetyl-CoA C-acetyltransferase activity
Source: RefSeq, a predicted model, not a curated record
CAUCACACACUGUGAUGUCCUGGUCCUGUCACGCAGCUUCUUGCACUGUGGACACUAGACAGGGACAUUACCUGGACACUACCGACGCUGCACAUUAAAGACUCUACAAACGUCCAACAAAAUGAGCUCCGAGCCUGUGGUCAUCGUCUCUGCCGCGCGGACACCUAUUGGGUCCCUGAAUGGCUCCCUCUCCAGUGUGCCUGUCCAUGAGCUGGGGGCAGUGGUCAUGAAGGACGUGCUAAAGAAGGCAGGAGUCCAACCAGGGGACGUCUCUGAGGUCAUCAUGGGACAUGUCCUCACAGCAGGUAGCGGUCAGAACCCAACGCGGCAGGCCAGUGUGGGGGCUGGGAUCCCCUAUGCGGUUCCGGCCUGGAGCUGUCAGAUGGUUUGUGGCUCUGGGCUCAAAGCCGUGUGUCUGGGAGCUCAGUCCAUCCAGGCGGGGGAGGCCUCUGUGGUGGUGGCCGGUGGGAUGGAGAGCAUGAGCAGGGCCCCCCACACAGUGCAGAUGCGAGCUGGAGUGAAGAUGGGAGACUCGUCGCUGCAAGACUCCAUGGUGGCGGACGGUUUGACAGACGCGUUCCACAACUACCACAUGGGAAUAACAGCGGAGAAUGUGGCGAAACAGUGGGGCGUGACUAAAGAGGAGCAGGAUAAGUUUGCAGUGCAGUCUCAGAACAGGACGGAGGCUGCGCAGAAGGCCGGACACUUUGAUCCUGAGAUAGUCCCCGUGCUAGUCCCAUCCCGGAAAGGUCCAGUGGAGGUGAAGGUGGAUGAGUUCCCUCGACAUGGCAGUAACAUGGAGACUAUGUCCAAACUCAGACCCUGUUUUAUCAAAGACAGCACUGGGACUGUCACCGCCGGCAACGCUUCAGGUAUAAAUGACGGAGCAGCAGCAGUGGUCCUGAUGAGCCAGUCAGAGGCACAGACCCGAGGACUCAAACCUUUGGCCCGGGUGGUGUCUUGGGCUCAGGCCGGACUGGACCCUUCCGUCAUGGGGACAGGGCCGAUACCUGCCAUCAGAAAGGCCGUGGAGAAGGCGGGCUGGCAGCUGGAGCAGGUCGACCUGUUUGAGAUCAAUGAGGCGUUUGCUGCUCAGUCCAUCGCUGUGGUCAAAGAGCUUGGCUUAAAUGUGGAUAAGGUGAAUGUGAGCGGCGGGGCCAUCUCCCUGGGGCACCCUAUUGGCAUGUCAGGGUGCAGGGUGCUGGUGACCCUGCUCCACGCCCUCCACAGGACCGGAGGGAAGAGGGGCGUGGCUUCACUCUGCAUCGGAGGAGGGAUGGGCAUCGCCAUGUGUGUACAAACCGUCUAAUAUGUCAAAGCUCUACUGACAUCUGCACUUAAGAUGCGGGAAUAUGGAAAUUACUGAGAAUUUUGUUUACAAAAAUGAGGGAUAAUUUUGUUUACUGCCGCUUCACUGUGUAAUUGUCGGGAAUAAUGUGAUUUAACUCAGGUUUAUGCUCAAUGUGACUUAUGGUAAAAGAAAAUUUGAUUCAGUUACCAUGGGUCAUACCUGGACGACUGAGGGAUUACACAGACAGCAGUGUGGCUUAGUCAACCUAGUGUCUAAUAAAACGCUGCCCUAUGUAACUUUUCUACAGAGGUGGGUAGUCGCCAAAAAUUGUACUUGAGUAACAGUAACUUUACUUCAAAAUAAUAUUACUCAAGUUGAAGUACAAAGUAGUGGUACAAGAAAUGAUUGAAGUACGAGUAAAAGAAAGUAUUUGAGAAAACUACUGCUCAAGUAACUGGAGUAACUUAAAGAGUAACUGUCUGGAGGUAAGAUCGGAUUUAUAAUUUGAAAUGAUUGUAUUUGAAAGGACAAAACAUUAAAUAAUGGAUAGACAUAAAAGGAUAGACAUAGAAAUGAGACAAACUACCGCUAAAUCAUAUUGUCAACAUAAAGCUUUUGUCAUGCUACUAGAAAAGUUCUUCUUCAAAAAGGCGGUCAAAGGAGUCUGGGCUUGUAUUUUUACCUUUACCUGAAAUAUUCCACAGUAAGACAUUAACUUUAUCUAUCUUGCAUUUAUUCAAUUGCAGAUGUUUCACUGUUUACAAAAAGGAAAAAAUUAAGUCAAGUUGAUAGUUGGAUAUGGCCACAGAGAGUAAACUGAAAAGAAUUUAAAUUGUCGUCCUAGUUUAAUUUAAAUACUCGAUGUCUGUAAUUGUGACUAGAACCUUUGAACGGGUUGCCAGAUUGAAAGAAUGUGACGUCCUUUUUCUUAGAUAGGAGCAGGAGCCAGUAUUCACAUUACACGGUUUUCAUUGAUUUGGUUAAUUUUUAGUAUUAGUGGUACUAAACUGUCUAUGGUGUUUUAAUAGUGCCAUCUACUGUUCCUUGUCAUUUUUGGCAAUUUUAGUGUAAACUAGGUAAAUUUGCAGCUUUGAUUCAAAAUGCCUAAAUCUAAGUUUGUGCUGCCUUCAGUGGCCUCUGUAAUGUCAAGUAGUUGGUGACAUCACACAAGACUGCCCCGAUUACAACCAGGCAUUUCUGAUUACAAACACCUCGCUACAGGAGCAGAGUUUUAAGUGUGGAUACCUGUUAGACCAAUUACACGUUGUCUUAUAUGUCCGGACUCCGCUCCUCCUCCCCCCUCAAAUCCUCCAGGUACUGCCCAGUUUAGCGGCUCUAUUUGAAAUGUCAUUGUGGGCGGAGUUUAGAUGUUUAGUUCCACUUUAAAUGGGUCUUGCUCUUAGGCCUAUGCAAUGCUGUCAUCUGUAGCCAAGCAGUUAGUGUAUUUAUGACUAACCUUUGAUGCAUUUAAACAUUCCUUUUGUUUCUCAAUAUGUACAGACGGACUCCAAGUGCCACAUGUGAAAGAAAUCUUGUAUUUUUCUUACUAACCUCAAAUCAUGUACAAUAAAUUAAACUACA